UGGCGGGCGGGACGCGGCUGUCAGCCGGCGGGGGCCCCCUCACGGCCCCCUCACGGCCCCCUCCGGGCGCUCCGCAAACGUGAGGCGAAGCUCACGGCGCGGGGCUCGAGUGUGCGUGUGUGUGUGUGGGGGGAAAUCAGCGGAGAAGUGGGGCUUGGGGGGCUCAGAGAGGCGCGGGGCGGUUUUCCUCAGGGGUCCUGGCCCUAACGGGGUCGGGGUUGGUGUGGGCUGAGGGCGCCGUGCCUUGGCGUGGGGGGUGCCUCCUGAAUUCCCCUCCGAGAGCAGUUUCUCUUCUUUACAUCCCUGCUGUAGACCCGUCGUUGAAACAUGAUAGAUUUCGUUUUUAAAAAUUUAUCUUCAGUUUUAUUAUUACGCUUUAAUUUCUCGGUAUUUUUAAUUCCGCCACAAACUGGCCUUUGCAGCAAUACAAGUGCUGUGGCACCCUGGUCUUAUGAGUGACAAACACAAAAACCUCCACGAAAGACAUCCUGGGUUUUGAGCUCACCAUUACAGGUUUUGACAUCUAGCCUGGUUCACCCCUUCAUAUUGCGAUCUGAUUGGCCUGUCAGAAUGAUUCACUGAGCUUUUUUCAGGAAUCGACGCGAGAUUUUAACACUGGAGCUUAGGGAGACCCAACAGAAGACACAUUCAUUACUUCAGAGGGUCUCGGGGUCAGCCACUUCAUUACAGGCUACAUUCCUCAUCAAAGGCAAAGAAACCCUGUUGACACUUUUCCUGCAAACUUUCCGUGCAGCUGUCUGGUCUCAUUGCACGUCUUUCGUCCACCAUCUUCCUCUUUCCCAGUGAACCCUGAAGGAGCACCAUGUAGGAGAGGAUUGCUUUUAAACGACUCACGCCUGCUGUGUCAUGUCUGGAGCUGGAGCUGAGAGGAGCCGCCAGGAGGGUGCAUGUGACAGGAUCUGCAGUUGCAGGCUGGAGGGUGCUGUCUGCCUGAGCUCCUGAGGCCUCGUCGGCGUCGGCAAAGUGUGUGCAAGCCCACCCCGCCGAGCAGCUCGGCCCGGCCACCCUAGGCAGCAUGUCCCUUCGCGAGCACGCGCUGUCCCUCUUCCGCAGUGCGGUGGGCACCGUCCGGCCGGCUCCGAUGCUGAAGAGGGCUGUGAAGCUCGAGGGAGAUGGGUGCCCUCAGCUGGUAGUGAAGGGCCGGGCCUUUCCAGUGAAGAGGAACCUGUACUUGGUGGGUUUUGGCAAGGCUGUGCUGGGGAUGGCAGCAGCAGCAGAAGAGAUCCUGGGGGACCACCUCAUUCGGGGGAUCGUCAGUGUGCCACUAGGCAUCCAGGAGAGCCUGCAGCGAGCGGGAAUGCAGGAGAUGCUGCUGAAGCCGCACAGCAGAAUCCAGGUCAUCGAAGGUGCAAAGAACAACCUCCCUGACCCAGAGGCUCUGAGGGGAGCAGGUGCCAUUCAGGAGCUGGCUGAGGGCCUGACAGCAGACGACCUGCUCCUUGUGCUCAUCUCAGGGGGUGGUUCAGCCCUACUGCCUGCUCCCAUCCCUCCCAUCCUCCUCGAAGAGAAAGAGAAACUGACAAAGAUGCUGGCUUCCAGAGGAGCUGCCAUACAGGAGCUGAACACUGUCCGGAAGACUCUGUCCUUGCUGAAGGGUGGAGGGCUGGCCCGGCUCGCAUAUCCCGCACAGGUGGUGAGCCUCAUCCUUUCUGACGUGAUUGGCGACCCUCUGGACAUCAUAGCGAGUGGGCCCACCGCUGCCAGCUCCCACAGUGUCCAGGACUGCCUUCAGAUACUGGCCAAAUACAACCUGCUGCACAGCCUGCCCAAGUCAGUGGAAACAGUCCUCUCCAGCUCUCCCACCACACGCACUGCUCCAGAAGACUACUCCCACGUUUGCAACGUCAUCAUUGGAUCAAACACGCUGGCUUUGGAUGAGGCCAAACGCCAGGCUGAGGGCCUGGGCUAUGUGGCCCUGAUUCUGAGCGCAGCAGUCUGCGGGGACAUCGGCCACGUUGCUGCGCUGUACUGCCAGCUGAUCCGGCUGCUCUGCCUGGGCUUCGCUGGCCUCGGAGAAGGGCCUCUGGGCAACGAGGUGAGGGGGAAUCUUCUGCAGCUGGCAGCAGAGCUAGAUAUCCCGGGCUUGAACCUGGCUGAGUUUCUGCAGGCCCUCCGAGGAUUAGGGCCUGAAAAACCAGUCUGCAUCCUUGCGGGCGGAGAAACCACGGUUCAGCUUCAAGGAACCGGGAAGGGAGGAAGGAACCAGGAGCUGGCCCUGCGAGUGGGGCUGGGGCUGCGCAGGACACAGGGCGCUGAGGCCAGCAGCCCCCUGGGGAGGUACGAGAUCAUCUUCCUCAGCGGGGGGACGGACGGGCAGGACGGGCCGACAGGAGCGGCAGGGGCCUUCUGCAGCCCGGAGCUGGUGGACGAGGCGUUCCAGGAAGGCCUCGAUGCGGAGGCCUUCCUCAGCAACAACGACUCCUAUACCUUCUUCAGCCACUUCCAAUGUGGGCGUCACCUCCUGGUGACAGGCUUGACAGGCACCAAUGUCAUGGAUAUCCAGGCUGUUUUAAUUAGACCCACAGACAGAUCAUAAGAGCUCCCUCUGCAGAUAUUCAGAUGCAUUUAAUUAGGACCAGGGGUAAAUGAGACAAUAAGCACUGCAGACAAAACUACUAAAAUUAGGGCUAGCUGUCAAGGGUGCUAAUAUCUUUGAUAGAAAGAUUCCACUAAUUAAUCACGAGUGGAUGUCCACAGCAAAUGCAUUGGGAACAGUCAAGCACUUGUAAUUGGGAUCUGAGAAAGGUAAGCAGUCACAUUGUGGACAUGGAGGUUGCAGUUAGCACUUCUGCUGAGAGCCACUGCUACUGUGACAGCUUCAUAGAACAGAAUAGAAUGGCCUGGGUUGAAAAGGACCUUAAAGAUCAUCUAGUUUCAACCCGCCUGCUCUGGGCAGGGUUGCCAACCACUAGAGCAGGCUGCCCAGAGCCUCAUCCAGCCUGGCCUUGAAUGCCUCCAGGGAUGGGGCAUCCACAACCUCUCUGGGCAACCUGUGCCAGUGCCUCACCACCCUCUUGAGUGCUGAGUGAAAAACUUCCUCUUAAUAGCUAACCUAAAUCUCCCAUCUUAGUUUAAAACCAUUCCCCCUUGUCCUAUCACUAUCAACACACGUAAACAGGCGUUCCCCCUGCUGUUUAUACGCUUCAAGUACUGGAAGGCCACAAUGAGGUCUCCCCAGAGCCUUCUCUUCUCCAAGCUAAACAAGCCCAGGUCCCUCAACCUUUCUUCAUUGGAGAGGUGCUCCAGCCCUCUGAUCAUCUUAGUGGCCCUCCUCUGGACCUGUUCCAAGAGUUCCACAUCCUUCUUGUGCUGGGGGCCCCAGGCCUGCACGCAAUAUUCCAGGUGGGGUCUCACAAGAGCAGAGUAGAGGGGGACAAUCACCUCC
This is a messenger RNA of Cygnus olor (mute swan), 3406 nucleotides long. It is a transcript of the gene GLYCTK, whose product is annotated as glycerate kinase. The transcript is spliced from 9 exons. The record is from RefSeq and is a predicted model, not a curated record. NCBI's taxonomy places the organism in Eukaryota, Metazoa, Chordata, Aves, Anseriformes, Anatidae. The coding region runs from base 1037 to 2557 and encodes 506 amino acids. Gene Ontology annotation, biological process: protein phosphorylation. Gene Ontology annotation, molecular function: glycerate kinase activity. Gene Ontology annotation, cellular component: cytoplasm.